GCCUGAAAUGUGUGUACGAGGGGCCGUGAGGGCACGGAGGGGGGGCAGGGCUCUGUGAGAAAUGCUUUGAAGGAGUAAAGGAGCAGCAGAGCCCUCCGAGAGGGCCUUUGGGGGCCCACGGGUGGGGUGCAGGGCCAUAGGGGAGGCUGUGGGUUAAGGGGCUGCCCGGGAGAUGCACAAGGGAGUCUUGGGUUAUUGAAGUGCCUUACAGGAAUCAUCGCACACUGAGCACUGUCUCCAGCACGUGACAUAGCCCAAGACUGGAAGUUCAGGAAACUCCUGUGUCUCCCAUCCCGGAGCUGCUCCAACAGUCCCACUCCCACCUCCCAGGCUGGCACUGCUGGGACCAAAGCCCCUUUGCCAUGGUGGCUCCAGUGACCCGAGGGGGCCAUGUUUGGCUCCCCACACCCCACUCUCACAGUCAGACCAGGUUCCUCACCAGCUCAGCCCCAGGUUUCCUUUAAGGAACCAGAGGGUAGAGCCCACCCUCAGCACACUGGCAGGAGACACGACAGAAGGAUGGGGACAUCCAGGGUCAUCUGGAAAAGCUUGAGAAGUGGAACCACAAGAACUUGAUAAAGUUCACCAAGGCCAAGUGGAAGGGGCUGCACUUGGGUUGGGGCAAUCCCAGGUAUCAGCACAGACUGGGAGAAGGGCUGAGAGCAGCCUUGCAGAGAAGGACUUUGGGGGUUUUGGUGGAGGAAAUGCUGGACAUGAGCCAACAGUGAGUGCUGGCAGCACUGAAGGCCAAAUGCAUCCUUGGGGUGCAUCAAAAGAGGGGUGGCCAGAGGGGUGAGGGAGGGGAUGGUUGUCCUCUACUCUGGGGGUUAGGAUGAGAUCAUCUUUAGGGUCCCGUCCAACCCAAGCCAUUCCGUGACCCUGUGAUUCCAUAAGAUGGCGACAGUUCCAUUGUUCCCAUCACAGCUCCAUCGUGUCCAGGGACACAGGUGAGUGUUCCAGAGCUGUUGAGGGCAGGAAGGUUCCAGAGCAGGUGUCACAGAGGCCAGGCUGUCCUGGGGCAGGAAGGUCACUCCCAGCACAUCCUGGCUGGGCUGGAUGAGUUCUGCUGGGGCAGAGCUGGCCCAGAGCGAUGGGGCCGAGCCUGCUGGGAGCCACCAUCCUCCUCUGCCUGGUUGGUGUCCUCCAGGCCUAUGCCAUCGAGAAGAAAGGGGAUGUGUUCAAGAAGAUGGCAUGUCCCGCCUUCCUGACAUUCGAGAACGUCGCCUACUUGGCAGACAUGACCUUCGAGCUGCCCUGCAAGUGCAAGCCCGAGGAGGUCUCUUCCGUCGUCUGGUACUUCCAGAGGAACCUGCGCGGCCGCACGAUCACGGUGCUGACGGACUUCGACGGCACCGUGGUGCUGGACUCGAGCCACGUCCGUGCAGGCAGCGACCUGCUGAAGCGCUUCAGCAUCCGCAUGUUCAGCCUCAUCGUGUUCCGGGCCCAGGUGAGGGAUUCUGGGCACUACCUGUGCGGCUCCAAGGAAGGGCACGUCUUCUACGGCUACGACGUGGAUGUGCAGCCCACGGGGCGCAUCACGGUGGCCUUCCUGGACAGCGGCCAGCACGUGCAGGACGACUACGUGGCAGAGCAGUUCAGCCUCUUCACCACCUUCUGGGACUGGAGCAGCUGCGACCGCUGUGGGGUGCGGGGGGAGCAGCAGCGCGUCGGGCUGUGCUUUGUGCAGAGCGCCCAGCUCAGCCCCCGCUACCGCACCUCACUGCCCAACGUCACCUCCUGCGGCUCCCGGGCUGUGCCCGUGAGCUUCCGCCCCUUGCACCUCCGCAGCCCCGAGGUGGCCGUCCGGAGCUGCCUGAUGCCGUGCCCGCCCAAGGAGGCGCCCGAGGAGGGCGUCCAGUCCAUCUCCAACAUCGUCUACAAGUUUGGGGAGAAGCCCGACGUGCCCCGUGUCCUCCAGUACCACAGCCAGCCCUCCCGCACCAACCUGGUGAUCGCGUGCCCGGGGGCCCGCCCGGAGCACACCGUGGGCUGGGACAAGGACUCGGUCCGGCUCUACCGCUCCGAGUACCGGGGUGUUGAGAAGGGCAUGAGGGUCUUCAUCGACCACGGGAACCACCUGCACAUCCUGCGGGUGCGCAGGAGCGACAGGGGCACCUACUUCUGCUGGAGGGACGGUGAGAUGGUGGCGGGAUUCCGGCUCAGCGUCACCUUCCCGGCCCAGCGCCGGCGCGGCCCCGGCGACCCCGAGUCCAUCUUCGUCAUGAGGGCCGUGGGCAUCGGCUUCGCCGUCAUCACCGGUAUCUUCCUCGCCCACCUGGGCCGCUGCUGCUGGUGGGCGCUCAGGAAACCGGCCGGGUUGUAGCGUCUCCCCUGCAGGGCACUUGGAUGCCUCAGAUCAUCCUCCUGUCGGAAAUCUCCAGUGUUCUGACCGUUUUUUCUUUGCUUUUCACUUUUCAAAGGAAAAAUAUUUUUCGAAUUAA
Molecule: messenger RNA, 2441 nt
Organism: Chiroxiphia lanceolata (lance-tailed manakin)
Lineage: Eukaryota; Metazoa; Chordata; Aves; Passeriformes; Pipridae
Gene: FAM187A
Product: family with sequence similarity 187 member A
Source: RefSeq, a predicted model, not a curated record